This is a messenger RNA of Planococcus citri (citrus mealybug), 730 nucleotides long. RefSeq names its product 60S ribosome subunit biogenesis protein NIP7 homolog. The record is from RefSeq and is a predicted model, not a curated record. Gene Ontology annotation, molecular function: RNA binding. Lineage: Eukaryota; Metazoa; Arthropoda; Insecta; Hemiptera; Pseudococcidae. Bases 140 to 682 code for a protein of 180 amino acids. The transcript has 4 exons. Gene Ontology annotation, biological process: ribosomal large subunit biogenesis; ribosome assembly. Gene Ontology annotation, cellular component: nucleolus; preribosome, large subunit precursor; nucleus.
UCGUCGUUAAAAUCACUGCGUCUGGUCCACAAAUCGUUAUCAUUCAUUCAUUUUUUCAUCACAACACGAAAUUGAUCGAAAAUUUUUAUGCACGUGCUUUAAAUGAUCAUAAUUGGAGAAUUUAUAUCAAUUUUUAAACAUGAGACAGCUUUCCGAAGAUCAUACUAGAAUACUGCUUGAAAAAUUAGCAAAAUAUAUCGGUGGUAAUACGACUCAUCUCCUCGAACGACCCGAUGGAGCAUACUGCUUCAGAGAGUUACGGAACAGGGUUUACUAUGUUUCUGAAAGCAUUCUCAAGCAAGCCUCCAAUGUAAAUCCUGAUAAAUUAAUUAGUGUUGGCGUAUGCUUCGGUAAAUUUACGAAAUCUGGAAAAUUUAGAUUACACAUAACCUCUUUGCAUUAUAUAGCUCCUUAUGCUCAGUAUAAAAUUUGGGUAAAACCUAGCGCCGAACAGCAAGUUUUAUAUGGCCAUAACGUUCUGAAGUCUGGUUUGGGAAAAAUUACUGAAAGUACGCCGCAGUAUCAAGGUGUAAUUGUUUAUAAUAUGAACGAUGUUCCAUUGGGCUUUGGAGUUACCGCUAAAAGUACAGCUGAUUGUAAAAAUGCUGAUCCUCUGACAGUUAUUUGUUUCAAUCAGAGUGAUAUUGGAGAAUAUGUUAGAUGUGAAGAUGAGUUGUUGUAAUUAUCCUUAAUUUUGUCUUUUAUAUCAAUAAAUAUUAUAGUUUUUUAA